This is a messenger RNA of Rhodamnia argentea, 1714 nucleotides long. Its product is annotated as tRNA dimethylallyltransferase 2. Gene Ontology annotation, biological process: tRNA modification. Lineage: Eukaryota; Viridiplantae; Streptophyta; Magnoliopsida; Myrtales; Myrtaceae. The record is from RefSeq and is a predicted model, not a curated record. The transcript is spliced from 12 exons. The coding region runs from base 202 to 1623 and encodes 473 amino acids. Gene Ontology annotation, cellular component: mitochondrion. Gene Ontology annotation, molecular function: ATP hydrolysis activity; tRNA dimethylallyltransferase activity.
UAACCAGGGCAACAUGAGGAUACUUCGCCGUCGCGGACCGGUGAUCGGCGAGUUGGGUGUGUCCAUGGCCGUCCUGGUGAUGCGUGAGCAGCGGGUACUCCUGGCCCGUCCGUUUCUCCGGAGAAACACUUGCCUCGACCCGGUCAGCCGACCCGAUUUCCUCUUUAGCUGCACUGGAGGGGGCCGAACGGUACCCGAAAGAUGGACGCCGUCACCGAACCGGAGCGAAGCUCGAACACUGGCGAUGGAAGCCCCGCGUCCGGCGGGCGGAAGCCGAAGGUGGUGGUCAUAAUGGGCCCCACCGGCUCCGGCAAGUCGCGCCUGGCCAUCGACUUGGCUUCCCAUCUCCCCAUCGAGAUCAUCAACGCCGACUCCAUGCAGGUCUAUCGCGGCCUCGACAUGCUCACCAACAAGGUUCCCCUCGAUCAGCAGCAAGGAGUGCCUCAUCAUCUUUUGGGCACUGUGAGUCCGAACGUGGAGUUCACAGCCAAGGCGUUUAGGGACUCUGCUGUUCCUCUCAUUGAUGAGAUCUUGUCUCGAAAUAAUUUGCCAGUCAUCGUUGGGGGUACAAAUUACUACAUCCAGGCUCUCGUGAGUCCGUUCCUUCUGGAUGAUUCAAUGGAUCACAUGGAUGACAGCCACUUAGAUGAAACUCCUGGUGACGAGCAUGACAAUUUUGAAGUUGAUUCCAAUAGAGAUAGGAAUCCUCUCACCUUCGAUCGCUUGAAAGACGUCGAUCCAGUUGCUGCACAAAGAAUUCAUCCGAAUAACCAGAGAAAAAUCAAUCAAUAUCUUAGUCUGUAUGCUCAAUCUGGGCUCCUCCCCAGUGAACUAUUUCAGAGCAGAACUGUAGAGAACUGGGGGCGUGUUGAGAAUUCGAAGUAUGAUUGCUGUUUGAUAUGUGUGGAUCCAUGUCUUCCAGUUCUCGAUCGAUAUGUGGAGCAAAGAGUUGACUGCAUGAUGGAAGCCGGUUUGCUUAAUGAAGUCUAUGACAUCUACUGCCCAAACUCAGAUUACACUCGAGGUCUGCGCCAGGCAAUUGGGGCACGAGAAUUCGAGGAUUUUCUGCAGGUCUACAUUGCUGACGCUGGUGACUCUGAAACAAGCAGUUCUCAUGACAAGAAUAUGUUGAAAGAAAACAUUGGGUUGAUCUUGGCAUCCCUUCCGACAAAUCAACUAAAAGUGUUACUACAAGAAGCUGUUGACAAACUUAAACUAAACACUCGAAGACUUGUGCGACGACAGAAAAGGAGGAUCCGUCGACUGCAGACGUUGUUUGGGUGGAACAUCCAUUAUGUGGAUGCAACAGAAGCCAUCUCGUGUCAGUCAGAAGACUCCUGGAUCAAGCAAGUAGUUCAACCUUCUGUGCAACGUAUAAGAUCUUUUUAUGGAGAGAGCGUGAGCAUCAUGCCUGAUGUUGAAGGCCCAAAAGGCUCUGCUACUAAUUUGCUGCAAACAGACUUGUGGACCCAAUAUACAUGCAAGGCCUGUGGUGAUCGUGUGCUUAGAGGAGCACAUGAGUGGGAACAGCACAAGCAGGGCCGAGCUCAUCGAAAACGAACUGCACGGCUGAGAAAGUCUCUAAAUCAAGGUUUGGUCACUGUAGUGGAACAACAACAGUAGCAACAUUAGGAGUUAGGGGGUUUUUUUAAAAAAUUUACAGCAAUGUUUCUCAUGGAUAUUUGUAAUUAGUAAUGAGAGCGUUCGUUGUCCA